Armigeres subalbatus is the source of this 2609-nucleotide messenger RNA. RefSeq names its product SWI/SNF-related matrix-associated actin-dependent regulator of chromatin subfamily E member 1 (gene Bap111). Lineage: Eukaryota; Metazoa; Arthropoda; Insecta; Diptera; Culicidae. The transcript has 3 exons. The record is from RefSeq and is a predicted model, not a curated record. Gene Ontology annotation, cellular component: SWI/SNF complex. The coding region runs from base 200 to 2260 and encodes 686 amino acids. Gene Ontology annotation, molecular function: nucleosomal DNA binding; nuclear receptor binding. Gene Ontology annotation, biological process: negative regulation of DNA-templated transcription.
CUAGUAGUUGUCAUGCACAGAAAAAACGUCACUUUCUUCAACUGAAGCGCUUCAUAUUCAUUUGUCAACAAAUGGCUUUCAUGGCCUAAUUUUCUUUAAAAGUCGGAGAAUUUUCUGUGUAGUCCAGGAAGAAAUAGUAGGGUUAUAUUCAAACUUUAUCGGUACUUUCGCUUGACUCGGUGCUGAGGUGGAUUCCAAAAUGGCGCUCCCCACGAACUACAAACAACACAUCCCGGUAUCGACACCGACGACGCAACGGCUGCGCCCCUCGGGGUCCAGUUCCGAAAGCCGCAAGCAGGACAACUCGAGCCCGUUCAUGCAUAGCCCUCACGGUAAUCCGGCUUUCACUCCGCAAAAGCUCGGGAAAUCGGCCGCCACCGCAGAGGCCAAAAUCAUAAAGCCUCCGAAGGCGCCGGAGAAACCGCUGAUGCCGUACAUGCGAUAUUCGCGGAAGGUUUGGGAUUCGAUAAAGGUUUCCAAUUCCGAUUUAAAACUGUGGGAGGUGGGAAAGAUUAUCGGCCAACAGUGGCGCGACUUGCCGGAAACGGAGAAAGAGGAAUUCAUUACCGAAUAUGAAGCCGAGAAACUGGAGUAUGAGAAGAACUUGAAGGCUUAUCACAGUUCCCCGGCUUAUUUGGCAUAUCUUACGGCUAAGAAUAAGUCUAAACCAGGUGGUGAUGGUGACGGUCACGAGAACCCUCGUUCCAGCUCGAAGGGUGGGCAGCAAGAUCGAAGAAUCGAUAUCCAACCAGCAGAAGACGAAGAAGACCAAGAUGAUGGCUAUUCGUUCAAGCAUGUGGCAUAUGCCAGAUUCUCACGGAACCAUCGUCUGAUUAAUGAGAUAUUUUCGGACGCGGUCGUUCCAGAUGUGCGAUCCGUGGUGACAACCCAAAGGAUGCACGUUCUGAAGAGGCAGGUUCAAUCAUUGGCCAUGCAUCAGAUGAAGUUGCAGCACGAGUUGCAACUAAUCGAGGAAAAGUUCGAUAACAGGAAGCGUAAAUUCGUUGAAUCCAGCGAGCAGUUCCAAGAUGAGUUGAAGAAACAUUGCAAACCAGCGGUCGAUGAUGAGACGUUCCAAAAAAUGGUCGAUCGUCAGUAUGAAAUGUUGAAACGCGAACGUCUCCGUUCCGUGGAUGACCCUAAAGGAUCAGCUCCUGUUCCGAAACCAGAGGAACCGACUGGACAAAAUGUAGCAACAGUGGCAGCUCCGGAGGCUGCUGUCGCUAAUCCUGAGCCUCCUCGCCCUACGCAAGACGCACCUGAAAAGCCGGCACCCCAUGAGGCAGCCGUUCCAUUAGGUGCUAAGAAAGAGGAAAAGGUUGAUGUACCGAAACCGGAAGAAUCGGGCAACAAUGUUGUCCAUGGGUACAAGCAGCCGCCAGAAGAGGCUUCCAAGGAAACUCCCUCAAUGGAACACAAAGCUCCAACACCAGAGGCGUCACCAAUUGCACCACCGCCGUCAAGCGUUGUGCCACCACCGGAACCGUAUCGCGCCCCUCCUGUGCAAGCGCCAGUAAUUCCAGAGCCGAAGCCGGACAUUCCAGCUCCAGUGGCACCGGUUGCUCCACCACCAGCGUCCGCUGCCCCGACACCACCGCCUCCACACCACCAUGCUCCACCAGCGCCGACCUCUGCUCCGUCGGUUCCCUAUCCACCGAAUCCACCCCAUAGCGGUGAGUCUCACGCUCCACCUCCAAACGUAACCGUACCGCAUCAUCAGGCACCUCCGCCACCACCACCAUCUCAUCACAUGCCACCACACAUGCAACCCCAUCCGGGAAUGCCGGCCCACUCUGGUUACCCUGGGUAUCCCCACGCGGGACCCCCACGCCCUUACUACCUUCCUAGUGGAUACGGAGCUCAUCCUCAAUCCUACGGCCAGUACGGACAUUAUCCUUACCAUCAGCAGUACGCACCGCCACCACCCGGACAGUACAUGCCGGGUCCACCACGUCCCGGGCAUGGUGGCCCGAUGGCCCACUACGGAGCGGAUCCGCACGGCCAUGGUGGACCGAGCGGCGAAGGGCAUCAUCCACAUUCACCGUACGGACCUGGGCCGGCACCUGGAGGUGCUCCACCACCGUCGGCGGGUGGACCAGCACCGGGAGGACCCUCACAGCCACCGGUCGGAGCAGCGGCUGGAUCACAUCCAGGGGAGAUCGAAGCCCCGGAAAAGCCAGAGAAACCGGAAAAGACUCCGGCCAAAAAGAAGAAAUCCAGCAAGAAGGACGCCGAAAAGAAGGCAGCCCAUGACGACUAAGAUGAGUAUAAUUUUACUUCUAUAAACUAGGUGUAAUACGAUAAAAGCUUACUGAAGUUUUCAUUAUUCGAUGUCUAUUUAAUAAGAUAACACGGUUCAAUUAGUCGUCAUGUGCUUUCAUGUUCAUCCUAUUAGAAAAAAUCUCAACCGUAAUCACAACAUUUAGCGAGGUUUGCCGAAGCACUACUACAGCUUGUCAGCAAUAACUGACGGUUUUCUCAUUGAUUCAUAGCUGGGUUAACGUGGAAGUAUAAGACGAAUGGUAGAAUCAAACACCCUACUUUCUAUUAUACUGUUUGUCUGAUAUCCUAAUAUCUAAACCCCAUGAAUAAAAUUUAAUCAACAUGUG